This is a messenger RNA of Blastomyces dermatitidis ER-3, 3408 nucleotides long. RefSeq names its product C6 transcription factor. Lineage: Eukaryota; Fungi; Ascomycota; Eurotiomycetes; Onygenales; Ajellomycetaceae. The record is from RefSeq and is a predicted model, not a curated record. The transcript is spliced from 3 exons. Gene Ontology annotation, biological process: regulation of DNA-templated transcription. The coding region runs from base 933 to 1949 and encodes 338 amino acids. Gene Ontology annotation, molecular function: DNA-binding transcription factor activity, RNA polymerase II-specific; zinc ion binding.
UUUUCGGGUAUUCAAAAUAGGGCCAUCAAUUGGGGCAACUGUGGAAUAUCCGUCUGGUUCAAAAGGGUGCGGUGCUCUGCCUGCCUAUCAUUUUCGAUGCAAUGUUGCCUGUUAAAAAUCUUUCGUGUCUAUCGUCUGAGUCCCCCUUAGUUGCCCCUCAUCUGGUUGACCAUAGAUGAUCGAUUCUCUAGCACGGAGAGCUGCCUUCACGGUGUUCCAUAGGAAGGCCCUAGUUGAGUUAUCGCAAGGCCGCCGAGAGGAGGAGAGACACCAUGAGCUACUCUUAAUCCUCGACGAUUGAUGCCCAAAACGUCGACCCCAGCACCCUGCAGAGAAACAGACAGCAUUCAUCCACUAACUCCGAUUUCGUCGAAAUCUUAGCUCACUGCCCCGCUUCUCCUUGGGGUCAGAUCGGGCCGCUUUGGAUAUUUCGUGUCCCUACCUCAAUACCCCACGCAAUGCUUUGGUGCAAGUCACGCUGACACAAAACACACGGUGGUAUUAUUGCGCAGUCCACAGCCCUCACCCCUAAUGAAAGGCGCGCUAAUUCAGACUUCCCUAUGUUGCUUCGAAUAAGACGGGCGCGCCAUUGUGGGAUGAGAGAAAAAAUGUGGAAGGGGUUAAUGCCUGGCGAGAAAUAUUCUGAUGGCAUCAUAACCGGAGCUGUUUCCACGUCACAGCAUUGUACUGUACUAUAAGUACGAGGAAGAAGUGGUGUGGGAAAGAAAAGGCGGGUUGGAUGCAGAAAGAAGAACUUGGCCUUGUCACUCCCUAUAAUCGUUGUCAGCUCUUUUCUAUAUCUUAUCUUUCCUCUCUCCCUGCAAAUCUACCCUUUCCGUGAGGUCUCGCUGGCACGUAUUCAGUUCCCCUAACAUCGCCCUUACUUUUAUCCCUUGUUACCACACGUAAUCCCUCAAUAGCAGGACGCCCCAAUGCCGCAACCACCCACACUUUUUCCAAAGCUCCAUGUUUCAACCAACCUUCCGGAGCUUCAUUCCGCUUCCAAUACGAUGGCAUCAUUUUCAGGCUUCGGCUCAUCGCAGCAUAUUGCUGAAGGCGGGACCCAGCAUCAAAUAUUUAGGGCGAAACGAAAACAUGUUCUGAAGGCUUGCGACCGUUGCAGGGUAAAAAAGACAAAGUGCGACGGAAACCAACCGUGUUACCGCUGUGCGGCGUACAACCAUCCAUGUCUAUUUCGUGAGCGAAAGGCGACGCAGACCAAGGCGUACUCAAGAGGCUUUGUCGAAAUGCUCGAGUCGCACCAUGAAUUGGUAGUGAAGGCGCUGCAGCAGUUAUACACCCAUUGCAUAAACAAUGAGUGCUUCCCAGGGGAUCCAAUCGAUCUUGUGGAUGGCAAUCCAUGCACCCACGCCAUUCUGGAUAGGCUAGGAUUGAUAAAACAAGCUGAAGAGGCCCCGGAGAAGAUAGCUGAUGAGACUUCAUCCCCUACAUUGUGCUGGAAAGGCCUCCCACAAUUGGCUGGCUCUGUCGUAACGGAUGAAUUGUCCCCAGAGCCUACCAGUUCAGUUGAAUUUUCUCCCUCAAGCAAGAGCGCUUCCGCAUCUCCAUCAGGGCCCGACUGCGUGAAGCUUGAACCAUCGAUUGGGGGACCUCAUGUUCCAUACUCAUUUUACCAUGGCAAUGCAAACGUAUGGCCAUUGCUGGCGACAGGUACUGAAUUUAACCAUUCAUACCCAGCUACUUUCGGAAUGGCGACUGAAUGUACCCCCAAUGAGCCAAAUGGUAGCCCAACUUAUCUUAGCAUUGAAACCGCAAAUUCAUUCAUGCCAACCGGAGAACGAGCUACGGGACUAUCGAGAUCGGAUCUGCAACUGGAUGGCAGUGUCACGAAUCCUCAUGCUAAUGUUCCUGGGCUGUACCACGGGCCAUACCACACCGGAGAUGGACAGUCUCUGUAUUCAUGGGCCCCUGGCAACUGGAAUCGAUGACAGAACUGACCUCUCUGGUUGUACAGCGGAGUAUGGUAAACUUGCGGGGUUUUUGGAUACGGGGUGACAAACAGCUCCCUCUGUCAUAAGCUUGCUCUCGCUUUCGCUGCGAACAGAUUUAUUCAGUGCGUUUCUCUUAUUUUCUCUGAUCUCGUUUUACCAGUCCCCAGCGCCGGUCGUUCUAUAAAUAUUCAACAAGGGGCAACUUAUUGGGAUUCUCAUACCGUAUAUUCUCAUUCCAUUUUACGAAUACACUUAGCCACUCGAACGGCACACGAAAUCCGAAACGAGGAAAUGGACCGGAGCUUCCAUCACGACGAUGGAUUGUGGCUGUGUAGAAGGACCACUGGAAAACUGUGGAGCGGGGAACCGCGCGAACGAUGCUUGAGAUCAUCUGGCGGGAUAUAGGCCCGAAGCUCGUGUUAUCCUUUUCAUUGUUCUUCUGGGGCUCUGUCGCAUUUCAUAUAUCUUUCUUUCGUGUGGUCCCGCCACAUUGUCGCACAUACCUUUCUUUUAUUGCAACAACAUUUGGAAUUGAUUCCUAUAUUCUCUCAUAUUCAACGUUUUGGUAUCAUCGCAUAUUGCAUAGGUGAAGGGAAAGCAUGUGGGAAAGCAUCGGAGUUUCUUUUUGGUGAUGGGGAAUCUACCAUCCGAGCAUUCGCCCCUCGUAGGGGACAUCAUGGCUGUCAGCUCGCUAUACAUAUAUAUAUUCUGCACAUUCAGCUAUACAUAUUUCAUGUGCCCGCGCACAAUAACCCCUACAUGUACCUGAAAUGUAUCAAUGGAUGGAGUUGGGUUCAAGGGUCGACACUGAUACAAGACGUGCAGUGUGGCAUACAUGAUGAAGCGGGUACGCCCUGUCCUAUCUUGGUUAAAUGGAACGGACAAGCGAAGAAAAGAGGUGUAGCGUGAACGGGAAAUGUGGCUAUGGCAACAGCAGGUUCAUGAUGGAAGGGAAAUGCGCAGUUAAUGGGAUAUACAGGGGCAAUAUCAUAGGUUGGGAGGUUGCUUGCACCAACCCAAUCGAUGCGCGUCAAAUUCCAACGAUAUCACGGCGCGGAAGCAGAGGAAAAAACUUUGCGGAGCGCAGAGUCAAGAGGAGGUGGAUUAUUCGAGAAAAGUAGCAUUAAGGGGCCGUCGAAUCCACAAGCUGCACAUGUACAGUACAAUGGUUAAGGAGACCUGGAAAGCAAAAGAAAAGGGGUGGUGACAAAGAGGAGCGAAGCGUAAACUUGAGGUCAAAAUAGAGAUUUUUACAGCCUUUCCUGCUCAAGGAUGGAGACUAGCUAGAAGUUCAAGUAGUCAAAUAUCAUCGCUCCACACAGGACUGGGAAAUGAACGGAAUUGAUAUCAUCAUGUAAAUAAGACCUGGACCCCACUUAGUUAGAUAUUGCCGGGAAAAAACAAAAAACACAAAACAACAAAACAAAACAGAACAAUCCCAAUGAGCUGGAUUCCG